UAAACAUGGAAAAGUUGGGAGGGUCUUCUCUUGUCAGCUGCUGUGGCUAGUUGAGUCCCGAUGCACCUCGAACUUUCUGGACAUUGUUCCGUGGCCCUCCGACUAUAGCAAGUUGCUGAGAGUCGUAUAUAACACACGACCGUCGGAUUAAGGUCAGUUCGUUUUUGUGACAAAGGGUUUUCAAAAGUCUUCAUCCUUGAGCCAGAAGAUCUGAUGUGGUGAUUUGGUGCGUAACGGUUAUGAGCCCGGAACAGGAAGGAAACAGAUUUAAGUUAUAACCUAUUUCAGGAAAUAACAGAUUUAGGAUUUUAAAUAAGAACUUGGACAUAACUUGGCCAGUGUAGCCUGUACCGUUUAUCGUAACUUCUAGGCUUUUGGUGUGCGGGACAGUUGAACAUGGCUGACGGAGAUUUCUACACCAUGGGAAGUCGGCAGAGGGUACCGAGAGAUCCGUUCAGAGAGCCAUCUCUCGCGUCUCGGUUUAUGGAGGAUGACUUUGGACUGCCACCUUUCCCCGACGAGCUGUCUAUGGACUGGCCGGAGUGGACUCGUCCCACGCGCCUCAGCUCGCGCCUCAGCACGCCUUUUUCAGGCAGUUUACGGUCCGGCUUUCCCACGCGCUUAUCCACUGGCGCGUCUCCUGUGUACAGCACCAGAUACAGCGAGUCCCCCAGAAGUUCUCCAACGUUGACCCCGGGCGAGCCCUGGAAAGUUUGCGUUAACGUUCACAGCUUCAAACCAGAGGAACUUAACGUCAAAACUAAGGAAGGUUUUGUAGAGGUAUCAGGGAAACACGAGGAGAAGCAGGAUGAGGGAGGCAUAGUGACAAAGAACUUCACAAAGAAGAUACAGAUUCCUGGGGAGGUGGAUCCUCUGUCAGUGUUUGCCUCUCUCUCUCCUGAGGGAGUGCUCAUCAUCGAGGCCAGGCAGACGCCUCCCUACUACCUAUUCAGCAGCGACACCCCCCAGGGGGAGGGCCUGGAGGUGGAGCCCCCUGGGUCCCAGGAGCCCAGCCAGGCCUAGGCACCCAGCCCAGGAACGGAGCACCUUCCCUGGGGAGACGGAAAGCUCAGCCACCCACCUCAAGACACCCGACAGGGAAGGGUUUAAACGCGCGGCCCUUCUUCUAAUGACAUUUUCAAUGUGAUUCUGAGAAUAAAAUCAUCAUUCAAACUUCAAACCUACAAUCCUUCAUAAUGUAGCAGAUCUGGGUGGGUCUAAGGGAAGCUUAACUGCCUCAUGAUGAAAAACGAAAAUCCCAUAUCAAAUUUAUACCAAUGUUUGAUUGCGUUUCUCAUGCGUUACGUAAUGAUUAAAUGAAUUAACGAUAUGCCAUUAGACGUCCUAGCUAUGUGCAUAAGAACCUGCUUCUGGCUCAGUGUAGCUUGCCGAGGUCCACUCUGACUGAUGAGAAUGAGACGCCUGGGUUUCCUAUGUAUGUGUCUGUUCAUUCAUGAAGUGACACGAGAGCAUUGAAUGGAAAAACGCUGUUUGAUAUGAAAUGCAAAUGACAGUAGCUCGGUGACAACGAUAGGCAAGUCAUCUGCUAGCUACACCUGUCUUGAGUGGGAGGGCUGAAUGGGCCUUUUCUCCUAAAAUUAGCGUGUGAUCUCUCUGUGUGUGUGUGUGUGUCGAUACUGUAUUUAAACUACUGUAAAUACCCUCGACCGUCUGUACACGGCCACGCUGGCUUGUAAACAAGGAUACAUUGCUAGCCGGCGUUUUUGUUUUUCUACUUGUACAACGAUGGAUUUGUGUGUCGGUUGCAAAGGAAUUUCUUUUUAGGCAGGAACCCUUCGCACACCCUUAACCCCCCCCCCCCCCCUUCCAUUCCCAGAUGUUUUUGUCCAUUUCAUGCAAUAAAGCUCCUCAAGCUCUC
Messenger RNA from Hypomesus transpacificus, 1879 nucleotides. It is a transcript of the gene hspb8, whose product is annotated as heat shock protein b8. NCBI's taxonomy places the organism in Eukaryota, Metazoa, Chordata, Actinopteri, Osmeriformes, Osmeridae. The record is from RefSeq and is a predicted model, not a curated record. Gene Ontology annotation, biological process: cellular response to unfolded protein. Gene Ontology annotation, molecular function: protein homodimerization activity. Bases 397 to 1023 code for a protein of 208 amino acids. The transcript is spliced from 3 exons. Gene Ontology annotation, cellular component: protein folding chaperone complex; nucleus; cytoplasm.